AUGGCCCCUAUCGAUCUUAUCUGGUCCUGGAUCAAGGCGCAAAAGUGUCCCCACUACCUCCUCUCUGCGAUUUACGCCGCCGCUGCCCGGUACACCUCAAGAAUUCUCCUGGCUUUCGACGACGCUUCCGCUGAAUAUGGUCUUGCCUCGCAGGCUCGGCAGGGUCUCAUUGAAAGUCAUGGAGAGGACGUUCUUGCUAAAAUCUUCACUAACUGCAUCCUUUCUUUUGUCGAGUUUCGCCGUGGGAAUGGUGCUCAGGCCUGGCUUGAUCUUGGUGCUGACGGCUCUGACAUUAUUCAUGUCCUGUACAAAGUCCAAGGAUUCUGGGCGCAGUCUGCAACCAUGCUCUCCGAGAUGCGACACUGGGAGCCCGACUCUGCUUUCAUGGGCCUGAAGAAGGAGCUGGACGCCAUCUUGAUCCGGCAGUCCGACCGUGUCCGCUUCAACUCCGACAGACUCAUGCGCGAGCUGGACCGAGGGGAAGGCAGGGCCGGCGAGUAUCUGUUCUGGCCUUUAGCAUGGCAUUGUGCCGUCAUCCUACUGAGCCGGUCGUUCCUGCCGAUAACCAUCAGCUCUUCCGGAAAGCUGGAGGCAACCUGUAACUACCCCGGGGCACCAGCUAUCUUUCUCGAAGACAGGCUAUCCGUGCUGCGAGCGUCUGCCACUGCCAUUUCUUUCAUCUGCAGUGAUGUUAUGGCCUGCGGACAAUUCCUGAUGCCGCCUUUUCUUGGUUACUGCGCUUUGCAAAGCUCCAUCGUCCAUCUCCACACGAUCCGUCAGCAGAAGAAGUUUACGCGUACCGAAGCGCUCGAAAACCUUAAAAUCAAUUGCAUGAUGUUGACUGCUAUGAGCCAUAUAUACAAGCCCGCUCAGUCCUGGCUUAAGCAGCUGAUGGACAUGGUUGAUCCGCACACCAAAUACGCCGAGGGCCGCAACUCCGCAGAGCUCUUCCGCAACUACUUCGCCCGCUUCCAAGACCUUUCCGAAGCUCCGUUUGUCCAAAUGACAUUUCAAACGGACAGUGCCAUCGGUUUCAACAGUACUGCUGCUUCUGGUGAUAACGUUGAAGCGACGAUCGCGAUCGAAAGCUCGGAACCGCGAGAACAUGGGCCCGCAACUGAAGAGAUCACUGUGACCGACGCUUGGAUAUCCCAGUACCGAGAUGACCUGGAAGAGUUCGUGUCUUCCGGUGAGGAGGAGUCGGGCAUGCUGCAGCCUUCUGGCACCCCGCGCCAGGCUGAGCGCCGCCAGCAUCAUUCCGCAAGCAGCACUGCAUCGCAGGAAGUGACCCAGCUUCAGCAUUGGUCACCAGCUGGGAGAGAUCCUAACUCGCAAACUUUGGAAGAAUCUUGGGUGUGGCCGUCUGAUGAUCUUCUGUGGGACGGAACUACGUGGGAUGUGGAGGCGGCGUUGUUUCAUCUGAUGUCCACAUGA
Messenger RNA from Lasiodiplodia theobromae, 1434 nucleotides. RefSeq lists its product as uncharacterized. The record is from RefSeq and is a predicted model, not a curated record. NCBI's taxonomy places the organism in Eukaryota, Fungi, Ascomycota, Dothideomycetes, Botryosphaeriales, Botryosphaeriaceae. Gene Ontology annotation, cellular component: nucleus. The coding region runs from base 1 to 1434 and encodes 477 amino acids. The transcript is spliced from 4 exons.